Brassica oleracea var. oleracea is the source of this 1474-nucleotide messenger RNA. RefSeq names its product GDSL esterase/lipase At4g10955-like. The transcript is spliced from 4 exons. Gene Ontology annotation, biological process: lipid metabolic process. The coding region runs from base 132 to 1193 and encodes 353 amino acids. The record is from RefSeq and is a predicted model, not a curated record. Lineage: Eukaryota; Viridiplantae; Streptophyta; Magnoliopsida; Brassicales; Brassicaceae.
CGUAAGCCCGUUCUAUAAGUAGAAACACUUUAUUCAACAGGUUAUCUCACAUCUCAUCAGAUUUGAUUCAGAACUACUUUGGCAGAAAAAAGGUAUAUUUUGACAAAAAGACCAAGAAGAAGAAGAAGAAAAUGGGAGGAGGAGCGAAGGAGACAGAUAUUUUCCGCAAUUUUGGCCCCAACCAUCUUACCUCUAUUAAUUGGUUAGACUUCUAUACUCGAACCGCAGUGGUAUCAAGUUUGGUGCAGGGAGUCUACUCAUUGCAACGGGAUAUCCACCAUAAACGAAAAUUCAUAGCCAACCGUUAUUGGGAAUCCUUCGAUUUCUCUUUAGCCGAAACCUUGAUCAACAAAGAUGAUGAUUCCAUAUUCGGUGCCGUUUUUAAGUAUAACGACUAUCAUAAUAAACCUCAUCAUGAAAGACCUCCGCGUUACGUGAUUGCAUUUCGCGGCACGAUGCUAGAAUUAGAAACCUGCUUAUCUGAUAUAAAAGAAGACAUUCGAUGCUUUUUUGACAACUUUAAUAACAGCAGUAGGUUGAAACAAGCCAUACAAGCAAUCGAUUUGGUGCUAAAGAAGUACACUACCGACACAACAUCUGUCUGGCUAGCUGGACACUCUCUAGGAGCGGCCACAGCGCUGUUGGCUGGGAAGACCAUGGCGAAACGUGGAGUCACCCUCAAGACUUACGCAUUCAGCCCGCCCAGUUCGUCUGUUCUUCUAGAGCAAAUAUUUGAUAGCGUUGUGGUUAAAGACAUGCUUCGAUUGGCCGAGAGUUUCAUCAAAGUGAUCGUAGCCAAAUUCGCUGACCUCCAGAUGCAAAAAGACGAUCCAAGAACAGCAGCGUGGACACCUUACAUAUAUGUGAACCCAUCAGAUCUAUUCUGUGCCGAAUACAGUGGUAGUUUGAAAUUCAAAUACUUAAUGGCUGCUAUUAAAUUAGGCAAACUUGAGAGUAUCGCUGCUAAAAUCUCGUUUUGGAGUAUAUUAUUCAGAGAAGAAAGAGAACCUAUCCAACUUUUUUCGUCAGCCCAUAUGACAGUAAACAUGAACGAAUCUGUUCUAGAGACAGAUGAUCAUGGGGUUAAGCAGUUGUGGGAUAAGUUCAAGAAGGCACAUGGAAUUGAGCAAUGGUGGGAGCCAAACCCAUCCCUUCGGAAAUGGGAAAGCUACAGCUUUAGGCCCUCUUAUUAACUAUGUCUGGACAUGGAGCCAACAUUCUCUUAGUAAUGGUUUGGUUAAACACCUUUUCCAUCUAUUCAAAUCGUCAUCCUCGGUUUGUGAACCACUAUCUUCCCUUAUUUGGUUUUGUCAACUUUUCUUUUUGGUGUUCUUGUUCCAGAAUGUUGGAAACGUUUGUUUUAAAAGCUCUUGGAUUAUUUUGUUUUGUCGCCAACCUCUUUGAAUUCAUGCUACUAAAAUGAGAAAUGUUUAAAGUGUUUAUACGUAAAUUAAUAAAUUAUUCUAAGAAAUUA